CUGCUUCCAAAGCCAUCUUCUCCGGCGGCAGGCGAGGGCUCUCCUCUACUCUGAGCUCGCAUUUCCGAGGCUCAGGCCCUACUCUGCGCGGGACUGCUGCCUCGUGGGUCACAGCCAGAGGCAGGCGUCACCGAAGGAGCCCUCCACAAAGGGACAGCUGCAGGUGGGGUGUGCCAGUCGGCGGGUGAGCUGUGAGCCGAGCUGUGAGGAAUCUGGACUCGCCCGGCCUGGAGAUGGCUGGAAACUGUUCCUGGGAGGCCCAUCCCACCAACAGGAAUAAGAUGUGUCCUGGGAGCGAGGCCCCCGAGCUCUACAGCCGCGGCUUCCUGACCAUUGAACAGAUCGCCAUGCUGCCGCCGCCGGCCGUCAUGAACUAUACCUUCCUGCUCCUGUGUCUGUGCGGCCUGGUGGGCAACGGGCUGGUGCUCUGGUUCUUCGGCUUCUCCAUCAAGAGGAGCCCCUUCUCCAUCUACUUCCUGCACCUGGCCAGCGCCGACGUGGGCUACCUCUUCAGCAAGGCCGUGCUGUCCAUCCUGAACACCGGGGGCUUCCUGGGCACCUUCGCCGACUACGUCCGCGCCGUGUCCAGGAUCGUGGGCCUCUGCACGUUUGUCGCCGGCGUGAGCCUCCUGCCGGCCAUCAGCUCGGAGCGCUGCCUGUCCGUCGUCUUUUCCGCCUGGUACUGGCGCCGGCGGCCCAAGCGCCUGUCGGCCGUAGUGUGCGCCCUGCUCUGGACCCUGUCGCUCCUGGUCACCGGCAUCCACAACUACUUCUGCGUGUUCCUGGGCCGCCAGGCCUCCGGGCCGGCCUGCAGGCACAUGGACAUCUUCCUGGGCAUCCUGCUCUUCCUGGUCUUCUGCCCACUCAUGGUGCUGCCCUGCCUGGCGCUCAUCGUGCACGUGGAGUGCCGGGCCCGGCGGCGCCAGCGCUCCGCCAAGCUCAACCACGUCAUCCUGGCCAUGGUCUCGGUGUUCCUGGUGUCCUCCAUCUACCUGGGGAUCGACUGGUUCCUCUUCUGGGUCUUCCAGAUCCCGGCCCCCUUCCCGGAGUACAUCACCGACCUGUGUAUCUGCAUCAACAGCAGCGCCAAGCCCGUCGUCUACUUCCUGGCCGGGAGGGACAAGUCUCAGCGGCUGUGGGAGCCUCUCCGGGUGGUCUUCCAGCGGGCUCUGCGAGAUGGCGCCGAACUGGGGGAGGCCGGGGGUGGGACACCCAACACGGUCACCAUGGAGAUGCAGUGCCCCUCUGGGAACACCUCCUGAGAGGCGGGCACCUGGAGAGGAGGCCGGGGCUGGGAGCAGCCAGGACCUCCAGAGACCCUCUGCGGGGACAGGAACUGGGCAGCCGCCCUGGUGCCCCAGUGCCCGGUACCCAAGUGCAAGGAGAAAAGUCUGUUUGCCGCCCCUCUGGCCUCCUUCUCCCUGGGCUGGAGGCUCCAUGGGUGGCCAAGAGACCACGCAGCCACCUGCAAACAGACCCUGGGGUCCUGCCAGGCUUUCCCAGCCACUCUCGUCCGUCAGUGACACAUUGUACAGAAGUUGUCCCAAGGGGUGGGGCUCUCCCCGCCACGGGCUGGUCUGGAAAGGAGAGGAGAAGGGCCACCCAACCCUGUCCACCUCCUGCCCCUUUCAAUCAGCCCUCAUUGAAAAAUGACACAGCCAGCAGCAUCACCAAUCAGGCCACCAGCUUCCUCCCUGCCACUGGGGUACCUGUUCUCGCCAUCCCAUCUUCUCAAGUCCAUGUUAGUGGCAGACCUGAAUGAAACGGUGCUACCUGGGAGCGGCUUCUGGGUAACCUGACUGGUAGCUCCGACUCUGCAAAUGACAUCCCUGCCCGCUGGAUGUGUCCUAUGGUGACUGAAACGGGUGCAUUUCUAGUGAGGGGAGCAGCUGGAGACGGGAAGGACCUUCAGCCAGCUUGGGUGAGGCGCUCUUUUCUGACUCCAUGCCAACCAGCCCCGGCAGCCUCUUGGAGCACAUGGUGUGUCCCCUCUGCUGCCCACAUGGACCCUGGGCACCUGUAGACCAUCCCGGCAGUCUCUGGGCUCCAGCCCCCAUCUGAAAGUGGGCAUUGGCUCCACCUGGUCACCCCAGCCCACCUACAAGCACAGUGGCCCAGUAUAGCCAGAGGAAGUUUUAUGAGAGAAAAAAAAUGUACAUCAAUAAACAUUUUAUAUCUUA
Messenger RNA from Rhinolophus ferrumequinum (greater horseshoe bat), 2180 nucleotides. RefSeq names its product MAS related GPR family member F (gene MRGPRF). Gene Ontology annotation, molecular function: G protein-coupled receptor activity. The coding region runs from base 234 to 1262 and encodes 342 amino acids. Gene Ontology annotation, biological process: G protein-coupled receptor signaling pathway. The transcript is spliced from 3 exons. The record is from RefSeq and is a predicted model, not a curated record. NCBI's taxonomy places the organism in Eukaryota, Metazoa, Chordata, Mammalia, Chiroptera, Rhinolophidae. Gene Ontology annotation, cellular component: membrane.